AUGAAGCCCCAACUUGGCCGGGCAGUGCCCGGGAGAAGCAGAGAAGGGCCCCUGCCAGUGGUGCAGGCGCGACCCAUGGGCAUCCCCGAGACCCAGGGGACCAGCCCUCUCCCCUCCCACCGGAUUCACCAGCUCUGGACCCCUGGGAGGCCCUUCCUCGCUCUGGUGCUGCUGGCUUCCAUCAAGCAAGUUACAGGAUCCCUCCUUGAGGAGACAACUCGGAAAUGGGCUCAGUAUAAGGAGAAGUGUCUAAGAGACUUGCUCAAUGAGCCUUCUGGCAUAUUUUGUAAUGGAACAUUCGAUCAGUUUGUGUGUUGGCCUCAUUCUUCUCCUGGAAACGUCUCUGUUCCCUGCCCUUCCUACUUACCUUGGUGGAAUGAAGAGGGCUCAGGAAGGGCCUACAGACACUGCUUGGCUCGGGGGACUUGGCAGACGCUAGAGAACGCCACAGAUAUUUGGCAGGAUGACUCCGAAUGCUCUGAGAACCACAGCUUCAAACAAAACGUGGAUCACUACGCCUUGCUGUCCACCUUGCAGCUGAUAUACACUGUGGGAUACUCCCUCUCUCUUAUUUCCCUCUUCCUGGCUCUCACACUCUUCUUGUUUCUUCGAAAACUACACUGCACACGCAAUUACAUCCACAUGAACUUGUUUGCUUCGUUCAUCCUGAAAGCGCUGGUUGUACUGGUAAAGGAUGUCGUCUUCUAUAACUCUUACUCCAGAAGGCCUGACAGUGAGAGUGGGUGGAUGUCCUACCUGUCCGAGGUGUCCACCCCCUGCCGCUCCGUGCAGGUCCUCUUGCACUACUUCGUGGGUGCCAAUCACCUGUGGCUGCUGGUUGAAGGUCUUUAUCUCCAUGCUCUGCUGGAGCCCACUGUGCUUCCUGAAAGGCGGCUGUGGCCCAGAUAUCUGGUGGUGGGCUGGGCCUUCCCUACGCUGUUUGUUGUCCCCUGGGGCUUUGCCCGAGCACACCUGGAGAACAUAGGGUGCUGGGCGACCAAUGGGAAUAAGAAAAUCUGGUGGAUCAUCCGAGGACCCAUGCUGCUUUGUGUAACAGUUAAUUUCUUCAUCUUCCUGAAAAUUCUCAAGCUUCUCAUCUCUAAACUCAAAGCCCAUCAGAUGUGCUUCAGAGAUUAUAAAUACAGAUUGGCAAAGUCAACACUUGUCCUCAUUCCUUUAUUGGGUGUUCAUGAAAUCAUCUUUUCUUUCAUCACUGAUGACCAAGUUCAAGGAUAUUCGAAACUUAUUCGACUCUUCAUCCAGUUGACACUGAGCUCCUUCCAUGGAUUCCUGGUGGCCUUGCAGUACUGCUUUGCCAAUGGAGAGGUGAAGGCGGAGCUGCGCAAGUCCUGGGGCCGCUUUUUGCUAGCUCGUCACUGGGGCUGCAGAGCCUGUGUCUUGGGGAAGAACUUCCGGUUCCUAGGGAAAUGUCCCAAGAAGCUGUCGGAGAGAGAGGGUGCUGAGACACUUCAGAAGUUGCAGACUUCAUCUGGCAGCUCGAAUCUGGAAUCAGAGGCCCUGAGGGAGCUGGGUGCCAGGCCUCACAGGGGCCAUGGAGCUUGGCCCCGGGGCAGCAGCCUGUCUGAGAGCAGUGAUGGGGAUUUCACCCUGGCCAACACUAUGGAGGAGGUUCUGGAAGAGAGUGAGAUAUAAGGCAGGAUCCAUCACCUCAGCUCUGCAACUGAGGCCUCCUGAGAGAGAUACGGCUGAGCACAGGACCACUUUC
Messenger RNA from Nannospalax galili (Upper Galilee mountains blind mole rat), 1726 nucleotides. RefSeq names its product glucagon like peptide 2 receptor (gene Glp2r). Gene Ontology annotation, cellular component: plasma membrane. The transcript is spliced from 13 exons. Lineage: Eukaryota; Metazoa; Chordata; Mammalia; Rodentia; Spalacidae. Gene Ontology annotation, biological process: cell surface receptor signaling pathway; adenylate cyclase-modulating G protein-coupled receptor signaling pathway. Bases 1 to 1653 code for a protein of 550 amino acids. Gene Ontology annotation, molecular function: glucagon receptor activity; peptide hormone binding. The record is from RefSeq and is a predicted model, not a curated record.